UUCAAAGGUUUUUGUUGUUCUUCAUUUUAGGAAUCACAAUCGUCAGGUGUGGGUAUCAAUGGAAGGAAAAGAAACUGAGGGAAUGUUGAAGAUGACGACAGAUAAGAGACAACAGAAGCGAAGCAGAAGUGACAGAGAAGAGGAAAGGGACAGGCUGAGUGAGUUGCCUGACUGUGUUGUGCUCCACAUAAUGGAAUUUAUGGACACAAAAUAUGCUGUACAAACUUGUGUCUUGUCUAAAAGAUGGAAGGACCUUUGGAAGCGUCUAACUUAUCUUGGAUUCAAUACAACCCUCUUUAACAAUGUUGUCAAAUUCAACAAAUUUGUGUCUCGCGUUCUGUCUGGCCGAGAUGGUUCAGUUUCCCUGCUAAAUCUUGAAUUCACGCGUCGCGGUAUGGCAGAGCCCAAGCUCUUCAAUAGGCUUAUGAAAUAUGCUGUGCUGCACAAUGUUCAGCAGUUUACAGUAUCUCUAAAUUUAAGCUUCAGACAGAGUUUCGAGUUUCGCCCCUACAUCUUUUCCUGUGAGUCCUUGACAUUUCUGAAGCUUUCAUUUAAUUCUUUUGACACCUCGAUUGUAGCACUUCCAGGAUCUCUGAACAUGCCAGCAUUAAAAAGCUUGCAACUUGAGGCUGUCUCUUUUACUGCAAGGGACAAUGACUAUGCUGAGCCGUUUUCUACCUGUAAUGUGCUGAAUACUUUGAUACUUGAUGGUUGUUCGUUGCAUAAAGAUGCAAAAUUCCUCUCUAUAUCAAAUUCUAGCCUCUCUAGUUUGACCAUAAGUGGUAGUUUUGAAGGAGGAGCUUACAAAAUUGUGCUUUCUACUCCAAACCUUAGUUCUCUCACAGUCACGGGUCAUAAUAAUCACACAAUCUCCUCCGCAUGCAAUCUUUCUUUCCUUGAAGAAGUAACCAUUGACACCCUUGGUUAUACACUUUUUCCGAAUACAGACUUACUCAUCAUAAGCUGGCUGCAAGUUCUCACCAAUGUAAAGAUACUGAGGCUCUAUUCGGGUACCCUUCUGACAAUACUACGGGAUAUAUCAAAUCCUGCUUCGGUGAGUACUCAGCCUCCCUGCUGUGUUCAAUUGAAGUCAUUGAUUUUGGAGAACCAACCAUCUGCAGAUAUAUCUUUUGAGCAACUAAAGAGGGCAGUGGAGUACCUACUUCAAAACUCUCCACAACGUAGAAUUGAUUAAAUCUUCGGGUAGAGUUUUUUCCAUAUUAUUCAGUUUUACUUAUUUUAUGCUUCUGUUUUUUCCAUGAUACAGUGAGACUCUCUUCC
This is a messenger RNA of Glycine soja, 1281 nucleotides long. Its product is annotated as putative F-box/LRR-repeat protein At4g15060. Bases 59 to 1195 code for a protein of 378 amino acids. The record is from RefSeq and is a predicted model, not a curated record. Lineage: Eukaryota; Viridiplantae; Streptophyta; Magnoliopsida; Fabales; Fabaceae. The transcript has 3 exons. Gene Ontology annotation, molecular function: protein binding.